This is a messenger RNA of Paraphaeosphaeria sporulosa, 939 nucleotides long. RefSeq lists its product as uncharacterized. The transcript has a single exon. The record is from RefSeq and is a predicted model, not a curated record. Lineage: Eukaryota; Fungi; Ascomycota; Dothideomycetes; Pleosporales; Didymosphaeriaceae. The coding region runs from base 275 to 607 and encodes 110 amino acids.
GUUGUUUUCUCACGGAGGAAGACCAGCGACGGAGGUCCACUUUCGCAAUGAAGGCUUAAGGUAUAUAAGUUAGAGAGAGCUCGGAGUGAUGGAGCAACAACAGCACAAGAGCCCCCAAGCUACCGCGCAUACCUUCAACAGUCACUAUUGACUCGGACUGCUCCUUUACCUCCAUCAAGAACACGUAUUUCCCAAACGUAUGCUUCCCGCUGCCAAACUUCACCUCGACUGGCCCUUAGAGUAACUUACGACUGACACCUGAUAAAGAACCACAAUGAAGCUUUCCACGACCCUCCUCAUUCUCCUGGACGUCCUGGCGGUGUCCGCAGUAUCCGUCCAGGCCCCGGAUGCCAACGAGGCACCCGCUCUCCACGCCCGUUCCGAACUGCAUAAACGCGGUUGUGCAUGGCGCCAGUAUGGCUGCGAGAAAGGCUACUGCUGGCAGAAGUGCGAGCAGAGUUCGCCUGGAGGAUGGUGCUGGCUGGCUUUCAACGGUGGAAAUGGCGACUGGGUUACUUGCUCGAAAGAUUCGGAUUGCGUUGACAGGCACGACAAUAACCCCAGCUGUGGGAAUCCGACUAGGCCAAGUGGGGGGUGCAGCUGUUAAAGCUGCUGGCGCCUAUGGAGCGAUGACAUUCAAGAGAUCCGCUUGGCUGGCUUCUUGAGAGCGGGAGAUGGGAGAGGACCACAUGGAGAUAGAAAACGGCAGCUAUUCACUCGCUCCCUUUGAUGGGUUGUUUCUGAGGUUCUAGUCAUGCAUAUGGUGUUAUGGCGGUGUCCACUUGUCUUUCAUCUCUCAUCUUCGUUGUUCUUAUGCUUUAGAAUACCACUAGAAAUGGACCAGGUUGAAGCCGCUUGCAUAGGCCUCUUGCUAAAUGUACAAGGCUCUCAUCACUACACACACUAAUGGCAAUAACGUAUCUAAGCAAGAACAUUCCA